UUUGUGAGGUUUUGCGUGACAGUUUUGGUUGGGUGAUAGAACGACGUGAAUUUUAAUACUUAUCACAAAAGUAAUGUUUUUAUGUAAAUCAAGCAUUUCGACAGUGGAACAUUAAUAUAAACAAGAUCGUCUAUAGCCCGUUAAUUCAAUUUGUUUGAUACGCAACGCCAUGGCCGCUAAGAAUGUCAUGGUUUCCAUGGAGUAGACUAUUUAGUAUUCAGUUUGUGUUCACCAAGCAACAAAGUCUGCAAGUAUUUAGGAUAUCGGAGCAAUAUAAAUGAGCAGUAUGUUUUCUAAGAAAAAGAAGAAGCCUCUUAUUUCGCCACCCAGUAAUUUUGAACACAGAGUACAUACUGGCUUUGAUAGACGAGAGGGCAAAUUUGUUGGACUACCACUGCAGUGGGCAUCUCUUGUUGGAAACAAUCAGAUACUGAAAUCAACAAACAGACCACUGCCAAUGGUAGAUCCUUCGGAAAUUACCCCCACGGAAAUCCUAGACUUAAAAACCAUAGUAAGAGGUGACCACCGCACUGCCUCCGUAUCCUCUCUAAUUUCCACUCCUUCACAAGUGCUACCGAACCUUCCAGUACAACCUGUGCAAAAUGGUGUUAUAUUGCCAAAAACAUCAAACGUUGCAAGAUCAAAUUCAUUGAGAAGUAGUAGUCCCCCUAGAAUAAGAAGAGAUUUCCGGAAUCAGCCUAAUGUUCCACCCGCAGUUCCGGAAGAGUCCCCACCUGUACCACCUGCCCCAACACAGUAUCCCAGUUUACGAAGAGAACACAGCAAUUACACUUUAAAUAAGCCAAUAGCCGAGUCGCCUACGGAAUGGGCUCAGCACACCCACGAGGCUACUAUCAGGCCUGUGUCGGAGCUGAAUGACAACCACCACGCUACCAUGACCUACCAGAAUGUGCAGAAUGCCAAUGUGCCUUAUCAACACAACCACCCACCGAAGCAGAUGUCUCAUAGUAGCAUACACCGAGGGCUCAAUGGAAAUAAUGCUAAUAUGGGUGAACCAUACGGCGCGCGGCCGGCGCACGCGCCGGGCGCACCGGGCGCGGCGCACCUGCCGCUCGCGGCCUCCAAGCACGAGCUGAGGUUGACUCAUGAACAGUUCCGCGCAGCGCUCCGCCUGGUAGUCAGCGAGGGCGACCCGCGCUCCACGCUCUCCGGCUUCAGCAAGAUCGGCGAGGGCUCCACCGGCGUCGUGUGCGCCGCCACAGACUCGCGCACGCGCCGCCGCGUCGCCGUCAAGAUGAUGAACCUGCGCAAGCAGCAGCGGCGAGAGCUGCUGUUCAACGAAGUGGUAAUAAUGCGGGACUACCCUCACCCGCACAUCGUGGAGAUGCACGCGUCCUACUUGGUCGGCGACGAGCUGUGGGUAGUCAUGGAAUACAUGGCGGGUGGGGCUCUCACCGACGUGGUCACUCGUGCGAGAAUGGACCCGGAGCAAAUUGCUACGGUCACCAAGCAGUGUCUGAAGGCUCUAGCGUUCCUCCACGGGCAAGGCGUGAUACACCGGGACAUCAAAUCCGACUCGAUACUUCUCACAGCAGACGGCAGGGUCAAACUAUCGGACUUUGGUUUCUGUGCUCAAGUCUCUCAGGAGCUUCCAAAACGUAAAUCCCUAGUCGGCACGCCAUAUUGGAUGUCGCCCGAAGUGAUAUCCCGGUUGCCGUACGGGCCUGAGGUGGACGUGUGGUCGCUCGGCAUCAUGAUGGUGGAGAUGGUCGACGGGGAACCGCCGUUCUUCAACGAGCCACCCUUGCAGGCGAUGCGUCGCAUCCGCGACAUGCCGCCCCCCCGGCCGCGCGGCGCCGCGCGCUGCCCCGCGGACCUGCUGGGCUUCAUCGAGAGCGCGCUCGUGCGCGACCCGGCGCAGCGCCUCGCGGCCGCGCGCCUGCUGCAGCACCCCUUCCUGCGCCGCGCCGGCCCGCCCGCGCUGCUCGUGCCGCUCAUGCCGCCGCCGCCCCGCCCCGCCCCAGCCACCUGUAAUUAAGAUAUUCCUAACGACUCACCAGAUGCCCACCAGUUCGACACGAAAAAGACGUAUUUAUUUUAUCGAAGUGACGUAGAGCUUGCAGCUUCCUUGCAUUUAGCAUUCCCACAACGAUCAUGACAAACCAAAGUUGUUAAGAAGCAACUUGUAAAGUGUAAUUUUAGUUUUUUGUACAAAAUAAUCGUACCGUCACGCAUUUUAGCUAUCGUAAGCGGGAAUUACGUAUAGACCUGAAAUGUUAGUAUCCUAUAUUAUGUUUUACUAAGUACAACUUUAAGAUUGUAACCAAACCUAAAAUGUGACUUUCCAAUCAAUAGAUACCUUAUGACAACUGUAUAAGGUAGGUUUUUGAAACAGAAAGCCGCAAAUAUUUAAUUACAAUGCAACUAAAUAUAAAACUAAACCACUACUAAAAUAUAUGUUAUCGUAAUGACGUACGUAUCCUAAAAUUGUAUUGUAUGACAAGUGACCUGAAUUAAGUAACAAUCCGUUGAUUGUGGUUGGUGGAACCGGUACCUAAGUGUUGUAACAGUGGAUUUUCGGUUAAGAACGAUGUUGACAUGAGUGCGAUAUCUACUCAAUGCUAAAUGAUUGUAUAAUGAAUCGUGUAGCUAAUUAGCUAUUAAAACGCUCCGAUUUUAACUGCUAGAAAUCAAGUUCGUUUUGGAUUCAUGAAUGCCUGAAUGAACAUUUGAGUUUUCACUUCUACUUCGCUUUUUGAAAUUAUUUCUCUGCAUCUUUCUUAUCUGAAAUCCACUCGUACCCUAAAUUUAGUAGCUUUCAAAUAACGGUUUAAUAUACUUGACAACGUAUUUACAACAUUUAAAUACGUAAUUUCCGCGUCUUCUCUUCCAGUGAAGUCAUUCCAUUGCCGAUCCAUAUGCUGUAUGGAAAACAUUCCUUGUAUUUCUUUAUUCUUUAUUCUCUUGAACAUGUAAUCGAUAUAUCGUUGAAAAUAUAUUUAUCGUGUUUUUAUGCCAUAAAAUUGUUGGAUACAUGUUUGUUGUAGAUUUAUGCAUUAGUGUAUGCCUUUAAGCGUUAAGUAAUAUUAUCACGUUUCUAUAACUCCCGUCCAAAUGGAGUGUUAUACUGUUUUCUUGCACUAUAAUAUUGUAAUCAUACUUUAAUGACUUAAAACAAGCCUUUUACACUUAUUUAGGUUCUUACCGAAUCGUGUCUUGUUAUACAGUGUGUUUUAAAAUUAGUAUCUUAGAAGAUGACAAAAAUUGAUCAGUAUUAUUGAGUAGCAAGACGGCUGCUAUUGUACUUAACUUACUAAAUUUUAAAUCGAUAUUAGUGGAUAUUAUUCGUAAUAGUAAGUUAAAAACGUCGAUUAAUCUUCUACAUUCCGGAAUGAGUAUUUUAAAUUUCUAUUUUCUUAUUUUUAUAUUCAACUUUAUACUUGAUAUGUAAUGUUAUUAAAUGAAAUUUACAAAACGGUCAUAUCAGCCGAUGUUUAGACUUAAGACUGAGCCCAAAAUCUCAAAUAUUCUGCCUAUCGGGCGUCGUAUGAAACAAAUCAAGUUUCUUUAUGGAACCAGUGUCCUGGCCCAUCAAAUUCAGUGGCAGCUAAAUAAAUAAAAAAAUGUUCAAUAAACUUUAGUCCGGGGAAGCGCGACCCCGGGUAAAGAUGGAAAAUCUUAAACCCUUACGCAUACUUGUAAAAUGUAUAGACGCAGUUGCCUUGACCUCACGUCCCAACAGAUUGUUGUUUCUUGCACGAGCAAUCGACAUAAGUAUAUAUAUCUUAGUAAAUCAUAAUUUUUUGCAUUCGAGCGUAUUAACAAAAUGAAAUUUAUUAUUAAUAACAGAGUUACAAUUCAACACAUUUACAGUCAACGAAGUUUUAUUAGCAAUAAGAAUAAAUAGAGUCACAAAUAUUCUUUCUUUCCGCUCCAUAGGUAUUUUAAAGAAGUUAGGAUAACUAAAAAUCGAUUUGGCCUUAAAACUGUGAUGUAUUUGAACCUGAUUAUAUUUUAAUUUAACGAAGUUUUGCCUGACAGAUAUUAUAGGAAAGAUUACAUUCUUACUUGCCAGAUUUUAGAGGACUUGUAUAGUCUUGUACGAAUAAAACUCAUUUGAACGACUUAUUGUUAAACUUUUGUAGAACUGGUACGCGAUCAGGCGAUCACCAUAGCCUCUCGAUGCUUGUAGUUCGGAUUUAUAAUGUUAGAGUCUGUGCGGAAGCCGUGAAAUGUAUGGGAUCCGAUCCAAUACAUUCUACGACUCUUCUCUUUCUGCACAGACUAUAGUCGUUUGAGUGAAUUUUAUAUGUAGGUACGAACAAACCACACGAUUUUGGCCUUAAUGUUUAGUGAAUAACAUUACCUACUAACAAAGUUGUUUGUGAAUUAGAAAGCUAGAGUUGUGACUAAACGAUACAUGUUUAAAUCGAAAACGUAGGCAGCUAGAUGUUAUUAAAAUAGACUAGAGCCUUACCUAGACUUAGUGCCUUAACACAGCCUAGAUUGUUGAAUGCACCGUACGUUUGUUAUUUACAAUAUUUGCUUGUAUUUAUACAAUAACAUGUUAAAGUAGAUCUUCAUCACAAAUCAUUUUCAUUGUCUUCUUGCGACAUGAUGUUAUUAAUCAGAAUGUCAUAAUUUAUUUGUAUCAAUGUCAAAUUUAUGUAAGGUAUAUGCCAAAUAUUUUGUAAAAUUAUGAUAUCACAUUGUUAUAAGAUUGUUAUGAAAUAUAGAUUUUGAGAAAAAAUAA
Molecule: messenger RNA, 4714 nt
Organism: Cydia fagiglandana
Lineage: Eukaryota; Metazoa; Arthropoda; Insecta; Lepidoptera; Tortricidae
Gene: mbt
Product: serine/threonine-protein kinase PAK mbt
Exons: 10
Coding region: 278-1999 (573 amino acids)
Biological process (GO): intracellular signal transduction; regulation of MAPK cascade; protein phosphorylation
Cellular component (GO): cytoplasm
Molecular function (GO): ATP binding; protein serine/threonine kinase activity
Source: RefSeq, a predicted model, not a curated record